GAGUUUUUCCCCGGCUGUGGGAAACGUUUAGCGCUAGGUUGGGCGAAGUUGGCCUCACGCUGGAGAAGCACUGGCAGCUGACCAAUCCCGAGCGAGGCUCGGGCGGAGUUUUGCGCCGUGCUCCGGCAGAGGCGGGACUGAGGCGGAAGGAAGGCUAUUGCACUAUAAAGGAAAAUGUCUUUUUUUUCAAAAAUAUUACUGCAACCAGAAGUUGAAGAAUACCUUGGGAACGUGUUUAGAAAUAAGGAGCUCAUAAGUGCUUUAGGCACUCUGGAAGCAGAGAGGAAAUAUGAAUCUCUGUUAAAUUGUCUAUCUCAUCCUCCAGCUUUCACAACUGUUAGAGUUAACACUCACUUGGCUUCAGUGAAACAAGUGAAAAAUCUGCUGUUUGAAGAGAUCCACAAGCAAUUUAAAGGUCUUAGUGUGCCAAUUCUUCAGCACCCAGAACUCCAGGACAUCUUACUCAUUCCUGUCAUUGGACCCAGGAAGGAUCUACAAAAGCAAUCAUCUGAAGUCAUUGUUGGAGCCCAGUGUGGAAAUUCAGUGCUACGAGGAGCGCAUGUCUUUGUUCCAGGAAUCAUAUCUGCUUCAAAAUUUAUGAAAGCUGGAGAUGUGGUCUCUGUAUACUCUGAUAUUGAAGGAAAGUGUAAAAGAGGAGCCAAAGAAUUUCUGGGAACCAAAGUUUUUAUUGGAAAUGGGAUUUCUGAAUUGAGUCGCAGUGAAAUCUUCAGUUCAGGUGGCUCACUCAAAGGAAUAGGUGUAAGAAUGACAGACCCAGUCUACCUUAGUCCUUCGUUGGACAAUGUGCUGUCCAGUUACUUGUUUUUGCAGAACUUGCCCUCUGCAGUUGUAAGCCAUGUUUUAAACCCUCAGCCAGGAGAGAGAAUUCUGGACAUGUGUGCUGCACCUGGGGGAAAAACAACCCAUCUUGCAACAUUAAUGCAUGACCAGGGUGAAGUGAUAGCCAUGGACAAGAUAGCUAACAAAGUCAAAAAAAUCAAGCAGAAUGCAGCAUUGUUGCAGCUGAAUUGUAUUAAAGCAUUUUGCUGUGAUGGAACUAAGGCACUUGCCAUUGGGAAGAAAGAAGAUGGACAAGAAGGCCCUCCAUUCUCAGCAGAGUCAUUUGAUCGAAUUCUUCUUGAUGUUCCUUGUAGUGGGAUGGGACAGAGACCAAAUAUGGCCUAUUUCUGGACUCUAAAAGAAGUGACGUCUUAUCAGCCAUUGCAACGCAAGCUUUUCAGCAUGGCAGUGAAAUUGCUGAAGCCAGGGGGCACUUUGGUGUAUAGUACAUGUACAAUUACACUGUCUGAAAAUGAGGAGCAGGUCGCCUGGGCCCUGGAAACUUUUCCCUGCCUCCAGCUUCAGUCACAGGAACCACGUAUUGGAGGAGAAGGCAUGAUGGGAGCUGGAUUGUCACUUGAUCAGCUGAAGCUGCUGCAGAGGUUUGAUCCAUCCAGUGUGACGUCACGUGGAAUGGAUAUUAACUCUUUGCAGGAUUCCAGGGAAGAAGACCUGAUCUUGCUGGCAAAUAAAGACUGUAUAGGAUUUUUUAUUGCAAAAUUUAUUAAAUUGAACAGCAAAUAGACAUUUAGCAACACAACCUGAAAAAGCACCUUUUGAGUUAACAGUUGGACCAUUCUUAACUGUUUCUUCUCAUGCAUUGUUGUCAAGCCAACAGGCUGAUGACAUGGUUGCUAUAGAAGCAGUAAAAUCUCCCAGCUGUUCUACUGGGACAGAGCCACAGAUUUGGAACAAGAAAGUCACAGUUGCAGGAGGUGUUGAUUCAUUUUUAUGUCUCCAUUAGCUUUUGUAUUUAUAGUAGGUCAGUGGCGGAAGGAAAGGUAAAUUCAGAUUACUGUUUGUUGACUUAGUAAUCUAAAUGUGCAAUACUGUACACUGCUUGUUUUCUGUUUUAACUUGUUGCUUUAAUGUGUACAGUAUUGCAUAGGAAGAGAUUUUGCUGUGGGAAUUUAAAUUCUAUAAAAUGCAAAAAAAUCCAGAUUAAAUACAUUGACAAAUAUAAAGUCAAAUUUUGUAAAGAAUGAUAGUUUCUAUAGGGAAUUUAGAAAUUACUGCAUCAUUAAAUAAAUAGUGAUAUGAAAUAGUCGCAUUUCACAAAGAGCUGUUUUAUAAAUUAAUAAUUAUAACAUCUCAUCUCCUUUAUUUUACUAUAAGCGAGAUUCUCUAUUCAUAUUAUAGACACACAAUACAAUAGACUUUGU
Messenger RNA from Terrapene triunguis (Three-toed box turtle), 2222 nucleotides. It is a transcript of the gene NSUN6, whose product is annotated as NOP2/Sun RNA methyltransferase 6. Bases 175 to 1584 code for a protein of 469 amino acids. The transcript has 12 exons. The record is from RefSeq and is a predicted model, not a curated record. Gene Ontology annotation, biological process: RNA methylation. Lineage: Eukaryota; Metazoa; Chordata; Testudines; Emydidae. Gene Ontology annotation, molecular function: RNA binding; methyltransferase activity.